AUGGAUGCUGACUUGCGGCACCAAAUACGUUCACUAGUGUCUGCUAGAGACAAGAUAUCUGACACCCUAAAGCGGAUCAAAUUACAGUCUAAGGGAAUUUAUAUCACAAAGGGCUUUAGAAGGAGCACUCACGACGGCAUAGUCACUGGGAAAGGACAUUACAAUAAUCGUGACUAUGGUAGGAGGGUUUCCAGCCAUUUCAACAACCAAUCCAGUGAUUAUAAUUCCAUACAUACUGAUAAAAAAGGGGAAACUGGACUAAAUCCAACUUCACAGGUUGAUGAUGGUGAUUCUAUGGAUACAGUUGAGGCUAGGCCCAAGCUAGACAAUAGCUUAUCACAGGGACAGAAGAGGAUGUUGUCUGUUAAUAUUUUGGGCUAUUUGAGAAAGGCUAAAAAUCAACUGGAUUUUGAAGGUACCACUGAAAAGAGUAAAAAACAAAAGGAAGUUGAAAAUUCAGUGGAAGAUAAAAUCCGAAUUGAAAAGGAGCGAAUUGAAACGGAAGUUGCUAAGGAAUUAGAAGAAAAGAAGACCCAAGCUCUCACCAAAUUAGAAGAGAUACAGAAACAACUGGACGAAAAGGAGGAUCAGUUGUUAAAAAUGAAGUUAAUUGAGCACCACAAAGAAUUAAGCGCAUAUAUACAAACUAGAUGCAAUCCGCCAAUUUUGUGGUUGCCAAGCAAGAUGAAUGAGGUGACAUCUGCAUUGUUGGAGAAUUCUAAACAGCUGCAACAGGCAAAAAUUGACCAGAUCGAAAUUCGCUUUAGCAAACCUGAGGAUGUUGAAAUGGAGAUUUGA
Babesia microti strain RI is the source of this 798-nucleotide messenger RNA. RefSeq names its product conserved Plasmodium protein, unknown function. Bases 1 to 798 code for a protein of 265 amino acids. Gene Ontology annotation, cellular component: catalytic step 2 spliceosome. The record is from RefSeq and is a predicted model, not a curated record. Lineage: Eukaryota; Apicomplexa; Aconoidasida; Piroplasmida; Babesiidae. The transcript is spliced from 4 exons.